Molecule: messenger RNA, 2951 nt
Organism: Triticum urartu
Lineage: Eukaryota; Viridiplantae; Streptophyta; Magnoliopsida; Poales; Poaceae
Source: RefSeq, a predicted model, not a curated record
AGUGGCAAUGGAAUCGCAGGGGGGGGGGGCUGUGAGGGAAGCGAGGGGGAGGUGGUGCGCCUGCCUGCGCCUCCGUUUCCGGUCGGGCGAGCUGCGAAACCCCAAUCGCCUCCGCAUCUCCCGUCCUCCCCCCGGCGGCGCCGUCCUCAGCGCGCGCCGCGGCGGCCAGCGAGCUGCCGGGUCGAGGGAGAAGGGCGGCGGUUGCUGCCGCUCUGCGUCGUCCGCUCGCUUCCCGAGGUAGCAUUCGCGCGCGCCGGCUCCCGUCCCGCGCGCGGCCACGGCAGAUCGACCCGCGAGCUCGCCUUGGCCGCCCCCGCUCCGUGCGCGAGCCGCGGUGAGGAGGCCGCUGACCGGCGCGUGCGUGCGGCGGCGGUUGCUUCUCGUGGAAGCUUCGGGGGGCGCGGCUCGGCCCGAUCCGGUUUGGUCUGGGAGCAGGCGGCGGCAAUGUCGGCCGCGGGGGAGGACAUAGUGCAGCACCUCUCGUCGAAUUCCAACCCGUCCUCGUCCAAGCUCGCCAAGCUCGAGGCGCGCAUGGCCGGCAAGGCCGUCUCGGUGCCGCCCCCGUCGCCGCCGCACCACCCGGUGGUCGCCCCCGCCUCGGCCCCCACCUUCAUGGACCAGGAGGAGCUGCCCGAGUCCUCCUCCUCUUCGGAUGAUGAUGUCAGCCCUAAACCUCAAUGGCGAGGAGUUCUUGAUACAGAAGAACACACUGAAGCGUCCGAGAUCCCCGGAUGAUGACCAUGGCCUAGCUCUUGGAAAUUUUGAGGGAUCAGCUAAUGCGGCAGCAAAAGUAUUAGAUGUCAUGGACACACGACUCCCUUCGGAAAACCCAAGCAGAAAAAGGCAGGGCCGUGGAAGGGGACGUGGUGGAACAGGACGAGGGCGUGGCUCAAAGACGGUUGAUCAAACGCGCCAUACUUCGGCUUCUUCAGUAACUGUCUCAAAUGGUCAACAUGACAAAUUAACCAACAUGGAUUCCCGAACAAGUGUUCUACCUGGGAAUGAUGACAGGACUGCUUUACACGAAGAAUUAUCACUGUUACGUGGUAAAGUUGCAUUUUUGGAGGAGGAGCUUAACAAAUCGCGUCAAGAAGCAACGGAGUAUCACCAACUUAGUGAUAGGUUAGCUAAGGAAUUGAAGGAUUUCAAGGAUCAAGAUCAACAAAAGAAAUCAAAGCAAAUGAAGGUCCUAUCUGAUCUGCUCAUAGCAGUAUCAAAAGCAGAAAGGCAAGAAGCACGGAUGAAGUUAAAGCAGGAAUCUUUCAGACUUGGGAACAUUGGUGUUAUGAGAGCUGGGACUGUCAUAUCUGAAACAUGGGAGGAUGGUCAGGCAAUAAAGGACCUUAAUGCGCAUCUUAAAUCAUUGCUGGAAACUAAAGAGGCUGUUGAAAGACAUCGUAAAUCUCUAAAGAAACGACAAUCAUCUGAUAAGGGUGAUGGAAGUGAUGCUGAAACUAGCAUGUCCGAGGAAGAUUUCCUCUUACAGGACGAGAUAUGUAAAUCUCGGUUAACAAGUAUCAAGCGGGAGGAAGAACAGUAUCUGCGAGAAAGAGAUCGAUAUGAAUUAGAAAAGGGUAGGCUUAUACGUGAAAUGAAGCGUCUCAGAGAUGAGGAUGGAUCCCGCUUUAAUAACUUCCAAAUUCUUCACCAUCGAUAUGCUCUGUUAAAUCUUCUUGGAAAGGGAGGGUUUAGUGAGGUGUACAAGGCUUUUGACUUGGUGGAAUACAAGUACGUGGCCUGUAAACUUCAUGGUUUGAAUGCUCAGUGGAGUGAGGAGAAAAAGCAAAGCUACAUACGGCAUGCGAUUCGUGAAUAUAAUAUCCAUAAGACUCUGGUGCAUACAAACAUUGUCAGGCUAUGGGACAUAUUCGAGAUUGAUCACAACACAUUCUGCACUGUCCUAGAAUAUUGCAGCGGCAAGGAUCUCGAUGCAGUCCUUAAAGCAACGCCAAUUCUUCCAGAAAAGGAAGCAAGGAUCAUAAUUGUUCAAGUGUUUCAGGGCCUUGUUUAUCUUAACAAAAAGGCUCAAAAGAUCAUCCACUAUGACCUCAAACCAGGCAACGUUCUCUUCGACGAAGUUGGUGUUACAAAAGUCACAGACUUUGGCCUCAGCAAGAUAGUGGAGGAUGACGUUGGGUCUCAGGGAAUGGAACUCACUUCGCAGGGAGCUGGAACCUAUUGGUAUCUGCCACCAGAAUGCUUUGAUCUCAGCAGAACACCAUUUAUUUCAUCUAAGGUGGAUGUUUGGUCAGCUGGUGUAAUGUUUUAUCAGAUGCUAUAUGGGAGGCGUCCUUUUGGCCAUGACCAGACCCAAGAGAGAAUACUUCGAGAAGAUACAAUUAUCAAUGCACGCAAGGUGGAAUUCCCUUCAAAGCCAACUGUAUCAAACGAGGCAAAGGAACUGAUACGCCGUUGCUUGACAUACAAUCAAUCGGAGAGGCCAGACGUACUAUCAAUAGCUCAAGAUCCUUAUCUCUCUUAUGCAAAGAGGUAGACACUACACGUCUACGCAUGGCUACACUACAAGACAAAGGAUUUUUUGGAGGUUGGGCAGCCACUCCCAAAUGGUGUAACUGUACAUAUUGUAAAUUUCGGGUUGGUCUCGUAAACUGCGAUGAUCCAAUGUCUGCUCUUUUCAGUUUAGAGGAAGUAGGGCAUCGGUUUUGAGGGGCAUGCACUUCUCUUGAUGCUCUUGUGCCGCCCCUCCUUGUGUAAUGUGAUGUUUGUUUUUGCUAGAGACCCUGCUGAUGGUUCCUUUAAAGGCUGUAUUUAUUCGUACGGUCCACUAGAGGGACUGGGCUCUGCCAAACACGCAUUCAUCAGAGAUAGGAACCGUCGAUGUUCACAAAAACCUUUGUGAUGCACUAUGUCCGCCCGGAUAUGUACGUUCUAUCUCAGUUGUCUAAAUUGGGUGUGGUUAGUUCAAGCUUUGAUCAACAACUACUUCCUCA